ACAGCGUGAAGGUUACAGUGCACUAGCUGUUGUUCCAUGUGUCUUGUGUCGUUAUACGUCAAUCCCAAGGAACCUUUUUAAUAAGAAAAACCUGAAAAUGGCGUUAAAUUUGAUUGUUAAAGUCCAUCCGGUCGUCCUUUUCCAAAUAGUCGACGCUUACGAAAGGCGGAAUGCCGACGCUAAUCGUGUUAUCGGGACGCUCCUCGGUACGGUUGAAAAAGGAGUAGUAGAAGUGACCAAUUGCUUUUGUGUCCCCCAUAAGGAGUAUGAAGAAAUGGUUGAAGCCGAGCUCACGUAUGCCAAGGACCUAUUCGAAAUGAACCAAAAGGUCAACAAACAGGAAAACAUCGUUGGCUGGUGGGCCACUGGAAACGAAGUCACCAGUCACUCGUCCGUCAUUCACGAAUACUACUCGAGAGAAUGUAGCAACCCUGUCCACAUGACUUUAGACACAACGCUUGAAGGAAGUCACAUGGGAAUUAAAUCAUAUCUGAAUGUACCUCUUGGAGUCCCGGGUGGAAAAUUAGGGAGCAUGUUUACACAGAUCCCCGUAGAAAUUAUCUGCUAUGAGCCUGAAAUUGUCGCUUUACGCCAUUGUCAGAAAACGUUACACGACCGUUCGGGCAUCAAACCAGUUUCUGACAUCGCCCAGAUCGCCGAGGCUGCCCAUAAGCUAUCGGAACUGAUUGACGCCGUUCUGACUUAUGUAGAACAAGUCUUGGCCACUAAAGCCCCCGAGGAUAAUGCAGUCGGACGCGCCCUACUCGACAUGGUCCACAGUGUGCCAGCCAUCUCGCCAGAAAUGUUCGAAGAGAUGUUCAAUUCCAACAUUAAGGAUCUUCUUAUGGUGAUUACUCUCUGUCAGCUAACAAAAACUCAGUUGCAGUUCAAUGAAAAAUUGACCUUAAUGACUGUUAAUUUUUAAAUUAUCUACAUCAAUUUUCCUGUAACUCAUUUUUUUCCACAUUCAGCUUUGUACAUCUGUUCAUAUGUUGGUAAUACCAAACUUUGCAAAUAUUUAAAUUGUUUACUUUUCUUUAUCUAAAAGUUAGGAUUGGUAAAUAAGUUAAAAUAUUACAUUUUCCCUCUGUAAAAAAAAAAGAUUUUUAUACAGAAGAUACAGUUUAAUUGUUGUAUAUAAAUGAAUGAUAAAACCAGCUUUUAUUAUUUAA
This is a messenger RNA of Cimex lectularius (bed bug), 1172 nucleotides long. RefSeq names its product eukaryotic translation initiation factor 3 subunit F (gene eIF3f1). Bases 98 to 925 code for a protein of 275 amino acids. The transcript has 6 exons. Gene Ontology annotation, cellular component: eukaryotic translation initiation factor 3 complex, eIF3m. NCBI's taxonomy places the organism in Eukaryota, Metazoa, Arthropoda, Insecta, Hemiptera, Cimicidae. Gene Ontology annotation, biological process: translational initiation. The record is from RefSeq and is a predicted model, not a curated record. Gene Ontology annotation, molecular function: translation initiation factor binding; metallopeptidase activity; translation initiation factor activity.